This is a messenger RNA of Notodromas monacha, 670 nucleotides long. NCBI's taxonomy places the organism in Eukaryota, Metazoa, Arthropoda, Ostracoda, Podocopida, Cyprididae. The record is from the annotation of a GenBank genome assembly.
AUGUGCCGCUGCUGUCGCCGCUGCUGCGCACCAGUGUGCGACGUUGCCACCCGGCGCCAUCACGGAAACAAGGAGCACCACGGCCGGGUGGACUUUAAAAAGAUGAACAAGCUGAAGCAUCACUUCCACCAUUCCACGUCGCCGUCGUCCGCGGGGCGGCGUCCGAUGAUGCAUAGGUACGGGAGAACCACGACGUCCACGGCGUUGCCGCCCACGCGGCGCCCGAAGUACCAAAUGGUCACGGAACCUGAGCUCAUCGAAGUAGUGCCCAUCUUCGCCCGGAUGCGAGACGUGGGUCACAACCACUGGCGUGACAUGGAACGCGAGCAGGAAUUCGAGAGGGACCGGAUGCGAGAUCGGGACCGGAUGCGAGACACGGACCGGGACCGACUCCAGGACAGCGGCAUCCACAUCGUCAACGGACGUCCGAAACACAAGCGGCCCUUCGGGGACCGGGUUCGAGUUAAUGCCAUUGACGGGCCCGGUGAGGAACCCGUGGGUGUCGGCGCUGGAGGCGCCGUCGUCAAUGCGCCGCUCCGCCAGGACCGAGUGUAUUUUAAGCGACUCGAGCGUCGCCGGCGGUGGCUUCAUGACCACUUUGAGUGAGACUGGAGAAUAAAUCCAGAGAAAGAAUAUAAAUAAUGUGGGCUCUUCCUCUUUCACCCCCUGU